UCUUUCCUCUUCCUCUCACUUCAUUAUUCUUGUGUUUCUCUCCUUCUUCCUCUGAAAUGCUGCUUCUCUGACAUCCUCAUUCUCUCCUUCUGAAUUUCAUCCUUUCUCCUUUAGCUUCCACCUAAAUUACUAUCACUACUCUCUGUAACCAAAAUCAAUUCUUUACAAAACAUAACCAAAAUUCUUGAAUUUUCCAUAGUUAUUUUCCUCUACAGUUCACAACCAUGCCUGUACUAUUUUCAGAAAGCUCAACAAUUUCAGACCAAAUUAGAUACAGAAAACCCAGAACCCAAAACCAACAACAUGAUUUAGAUCCAAUUCCAAUAUUAUCUUCUUCUACUCGCUCAAAGCCUACAAUUUCCUCUCUACUUUUAGCACCAUUUUCUCCUACAAGUCCAACCCAUGAAAACCCAACAACAACCAGUACCACGUCUACAGUUAUUUCCACUAAAAAGAAAAACUUUACAACAUUUAGAGGACUGGGUUGUACGGCUUCAUCUCAAGUGUCGGUUCCUGCUGUAAUUAGAACUUCUGCUGACUGGGAUUCCAAGAGAGUCAAGAAGAAAAAACAGAACAGUAACAAGAACAAAUCCGUUAAUUCUGCUGUUAAUGUUAACGGAGGAGGGAUUGGGUGCAAUAAUAAUAAUGGUAUUCAGAAUAACACGUCAUCAUCAUCGAGCUGUGUGGGUGUUCCUGAUGUAUGGUGUGGUCCUGGAAUUGGAUUAACUACUGAUGCUGCUUCUGUUGAUUGUGUUGUUUCAAGAAGACCCGUCUCUGGCAGGGGAAGAAUUGAAAAUGACAAGGUUACCCCUCGAGAGCGAUCUACAUGUCCUGUACGAAGAAUGGUGAGCCCAGAAGACAACCCUUUUCUGGAUAUAGAAAGUAGCCUUGGUGUGCCGCGAUCCCAAGUAGAAUUAUUUGCAUCUAGGCAUCAUCGACAUUCUCGCCAUGGUUACCCGGAAGGGCUUGCUGAGAUUGUGAUGCUUCAAAAUAGUCUUAUGGGAGGAAGGACAGUUGGUCUUGAUCGAUAUCGGGACUUGAGACUUGACGUGGAUAACAUGUCAUAUGAGGAAUUGCUGGAACUUGGUGAUAAAAUUGGAUAUGUCAACACGGGAUUGAGAGAAGACGAUAUAUGUCGAUGUGUUAGAAGAACCAAGCCCUUCUUUUUGAAUAAUUUAUCUCUUAUCCGCACAGAAUUGGAAAGGAAGUGCAGCAUCUGUCAGGAGGAAUAUGAGGCCGAGGAUGAGAUGGGAAAGCUGGAUUGUGGACACUUCUAUCACAUUCGUUGUAUAAAGCAGUGGCUGAUGCAAAAAAAUAGUUGCCCCGUUUGUAAAUCUGCAGCUAUGUCUAAUGACUAAACAUCAAAAACAUUUCCACCCCUCAUGAACCUGUUGUUCUUUCUGUAUAGCUUCUGUUGUCAUUACAAGCUAGAAAAUUCUUUACAGGGCGUUUCUAUCCUAUUUUAUUACUGAAAAUGAUGGUUCUGUUGUUUGAGUGGCAAUCCAAUAUGGGUUGAAACGAGUGGUACACAAUGUAUUAGCCUUCUUGUUUGAGUACAGGGUUGAAUGCUACAAAAUCUACUACAAUUAGUUUUACAUGUAUUGCAGAUGAGUUUUAUUCUA
This is a messenger RNA of Nicotiana attenuata, 1622 nucleotides long. RefSeq lists its product as uncharacterized. Gene Ontology annotation, molecular function: ubiquitin protein ligase activity. The coding region runs from base 225 to 1358 and encodes 377 amino acids. Lineage: Eukaryota; Viridiplantae; Streptophyta; Magnoliopsida; Solanales; Solanaceae. The transcript is spliced from 5 exons. The record is from RefSeq and is a predicted model, not a curated record.